This is a messenger RNA of Trypanosoma theileri, 1107 nucleotides long. RefSeq names its product zinc finger protein. Gene Ontology annotation, cellular component: Golgi apparatus; endoplasmic reticulum. The record is from RefSeq and is a predicted model, not a curated record. Gene Ontology annotation, biological process: peptidyl-L-cysteine S-palmitoylation; protein targeting to membrane. The transcript has a single exon. Gene Ontology annotation, molecular function: protein-cysteine S-palmitoyltransferase activity. NCBI's taxonomy places the organism in Eukaryota, Euglenozoa, Kinetoplastea, Trypanosomatida, Trypanosomatidae. Bases 1 to 1107 code for a protein of 368 amino acids.
AUGGAAGAUUAUUGUAGUAUGCCGAAUAGGCAUAGUUUUACCCCACGGAGCUGUUGGGAUUGGUGUUGUCUGUGCUCUGCAUAUUUAGUUCCGCUAUUUUUAUUAUUACUCAUUCUGGGAUUAGCGGUUACUUUUAAUGUUUAUUUUAUUCUCUUAUGUGUCUGGUAUCAUAACGAUUGGCGUAUUGCUGUCUCUCUUAUUUGUCUUAUCAUUGGUGAUGCCUGUGCAGCCGUAUUACUGUGGGCUUUCUAUGCUGUUGUGAAUACAUCUGCAGGAUAUGUAUUGGAUGAAUCGUGGCGAUAUCCCCCAAUUUAUAUUGGUGAUUCCACAGUAUAUCAACCUCCUAGGAGUGAAAAUAAUGAUAAUAAUAAUAAUACUACGACUAGCAUGAAUGGAAAUGAAAACAGUGUUCAUUCGCCUCCUAUGAGUAUGGAUGUGGAUAAUAAUAAUAAUAAUAAUAAUAAUAAUAAUAAUAAUCAUAUUAAUAAUAGUAUUAAUGAUGGGACUUCUUGUAGUGUUAAUAUUGAAGGAGGAAAUCCAAACACUGUUAGAAUGUUAGAUCGUAAUAACAAAUUACGUUAUUGCGAGAUCUGUCGUCAAUAUAAACCAGACCGGGCAUAUCACUGCGAGGUAUGUGAACGCUGCACCUACAACUUUGAUCAUCACUGUCCAGUAAUGAACAAUUGCAUUGGACGUGAUAACUAUAAAAUGUUUCUUCUCUUCCUCCUCUAUGUUCCUUUAGCCGGAUUUGUCGAUGGUGGUCUUGAGUUGUUGGCUGUAUUCGUUAUUGAAAAGGGAGAUGUCUCGAUGGCGUGGAUGAUGGUCGGCAUCGUCACUUGUAUGAUGGGCCUCUCCACACUUUUCUUCGGCCUCGCGCAUCUCUGGUGGCUCUGCCACGGCCAGUCCACCAUGUCGAGGCACAUCGCCGCCCGGGUGCGGGUGCGCAGAGUGAAUGGGAACCGAACAGUCAUGAGAGACGAGCGGCAGAGUGAAGAGGAGCGGCGGGAGGAAGUGCGUCGACAUUGGGACGCCGUUCUCGGCACAGACAGACGCUGGUGGCGGGUGAUCCUGCCAUUCCCCCCAACACGCGAUGGGUGUGAGGAGUGA